This is a messenger RNA of Lates calcarifer (barramundi perch), 3378 nucleotides long. It is a transcript of the gene dnm3a, whose product is annotated as dynamin 3a. Gene Ontology annotation, molecular function: microtubule binding; GTPase activity; GTP binding. The record is from RefSeq and is a predicted model, not a curated record. The coding region runs from base 505 to 3018 and encodes 837 amino acids. NCBI's taxonomy places the organism in Eukaryota, Metazoa, Chordata, Actinopteri, Centropomidae. The transcript has 21 exons. Gene Ontology annotation, cellular component: microtubule; membrane; cytoplasm.
GUCUGUCUUCUACAUGUGGGGGUUACCGAGUUAAAGUUGCUGAUUACCGCGCAUGCGCACCAAAGUUGAUUCCGUUAGCUGUCAAAGUAGAAUGUUUUCCCCCCUGUUCAUGGACCAAACUCAGCCCAGCUAGCUCCUUAACCGUAUCCAGAGUUAAAGGGAAACAACACAUCGCGACCUUUUGGAGUUUUGAAACAACAAAAAUGUCCAUAGCGAGCAAUUUUCCGAGAUUUCAGGACCGUGAGUACAAAUUCAAUCGUCGUUACCAGACGCACUAACGGUAACGUACUAACGGCUGCGGAGGUUGCGGACCUUUACAAGUUGGGACAGACGUUCGAAUAGAGUGUUACUUUUUAGGUUUUGUACGUCUCAACAAUGAAAAUAACAUAAUUAUGAGUAACCAUUUACUAUGGUAACCACCCUGUCGACUGGUGUAGCCUAGAAUCGGAGUAAAACCGGAUUUAAAGGAGCUGAGCAGGUAACCUGGCCGGCUACUCCGUUGCGAUGGGCAACCGCGGGAUGGAGGAGCUGAUCCCGCUGGUCAACCGCCUUCAAGAUGCCCUGAGCAGCGUGGGACAGAGCUGCAGCCUCCACCUGCCGCAGAUCGCUGUGGUGGGCGGUCAGAGCGCAGGAAAGAGCUCCGUCCUUGAAAACUUUGUGGGCAGAGACUUCCUUCCUCGGGGCUCAGGAAUUGUCACUCGCCGACCUUUAAUCCUCCAGCUGCUUAGUGCUACCAUGGAGUAUGGUGAAUUUCUACAUUGUAAGGGAAAGAAGUUCACAGAUUUUGAUGAGAUCAGAAAGGAGAUAGAGACAGAAACAUGCCGACUCACAGGAUCCAAUAAGGGUAUCUCUCCUGUCCCCAUCAACCUACGGAUUCAUUCACCACAUGUGUUAAACCUGACUCUUGUGGACCUGCCUGGCAUCACUAAGGUGCCUGUAGGAGACCAGCCAGCAGACAUAGAGUAUCAGAUACGAGACAUGAUCAUGCAAUACAUCUGUAAGGAAAACUGUCUCAUCCUGGCCGUCACACCAGCCAACACUGACCUGGCCAACUCUGAUGCUCUCAAACUAGCCAAAGAUGUCGACCCACAGGGCCAGCGCACAAUUGGUGUAAUCACUAAGCUGGACCUGAUGGAUGAAGGAACAGAUGCCCGGGAAAUACUAGAGAACAGGUUGCUUCCUCUACGCAGAGGUUACAUAGGGGUGGUGAACCGCAGUCAGAAGGACAUUGAUGGGAAAAAGGAUAUUAAAGCAGCUUUGCUUGCAGAGGAGAAGUUCUUCCUGUCCCACCCAGCAUAUAAACACAUGGCUGAAAGAAUGGGCACCCCAUAUUUACAAAGAGCACUCAACCAGCAACUGACAAACCACAUCCGGGACACUUUGCCAGCCUUCCGUAGUCAUCUGCAGAGCCAGCUCCUGUCUUUGAACAAAGAGGCUGAGCAGUACAGACAGUAUAGUCCUGAUGACCCUGCACGCAGGACUAAGACACUACUACAGUUAGUUCAGCACUUGGCUGUUGACUUUGAGAAGCUGAUUGAGGGCUCAGGUGACAAAGUAGACACUGUUAAUCUGUCAGGAGGUGCCAGAAUCAAUCGAAUCUUCCAUGAGUAUUUCCCCUAUGAACUGGUCAAGAUUGAGUCUGAUGAGAGGAAGAUGCGGCGGGAGAUAAACUACGCCAUCAGAAACAUCCACGGUGUCAGGACAGGUCUGUUCACCCCUGACAUGGCUUUUGAAGCCAUAGUGAAGAAAGAAAUAUCAAGGCUAAAGGGGCCAUGUAUUAAAUUUAUUGACAUGGUCAGUCAAGAGCUUAUCAAUACAGUGUACCAGUGUAUCAACAAGCUCAGUUCCUUUCCCAAACUGCGAGAUGAGACAGAGAGGAUUGUAACCGCUGAAAUCCGUGAACAAGAGAGUAAAUGCAGAGAUCAGGUCUUGUUACUCAUCGACAUUCAGCUUGCCUACAUAAAUACCAAGCAUGAAGACUUCAUUGGCUUCACUAACGCCCAGCCGACGCACAACAACCAGAGCAAUAAGACGGUUGUUGCAGGAAACCAGGGUGUGGCCACUCCCUCAAGUCUAAUAGUCAUACGCAAGGGCUGGCUGACCAUCAGCAACAUCGGCAUCAUGAAAGGUGGGGCCAAGGAGUACUGGUUUAUUCUCACUGCAGAGAGCCUGUCAUGGUUCAGGGAUGAUGAGGAGAAGGAGAAGAAGUAUAUGCUUCCUCUGGACAACUUAAAGCUCAGAGAUGUGGAGAAGGGCUUCAUGUCCAGCAAAUUUGUCUUUGCUGUCUUCAACACAGAAUCAAGGAACGUGUAUAAGGACUACAAAUGCCUGGAGUUGGCCUGCAACUCUCAGGAGGAGCUGGACAGCUGGAAGUCUUCUCUGCUACGGGCCGGAGUCUACCCUGAGAAAGUCACUGUGGAUGGACAGGGAAAUGGAUCACCUGAAAACUUCACAGAUCCCCAGCUGGAGCGUCAGGUGGAAACCAUUCGUAACCUGGUUGACUCCUACAUGAGCAUCAUCUAUAAGACUGUCAGGGACUUAAUGCCAAAGACUAUUAUGCACCUUAUUAUCAACAGUGUGAAGGAGUUCAUUAGCUCUGAGCUCCUGGCCCAGCUCUACGCUCUGGGAGAAUGCUCAGCGCUGAUGGAUGAGUCACCAGAGCAGCAGCGGCACCGGGAGGAAGUGCUUCGCAAACACGCUGCCCUGAAGGAGGCGCUCGCUGUCAUUGGAGAAAUCUCCACCUCUACCUGCACCACCCCUCUGCCUCCACCUGUCGACUCCUCCUGGAUACAACCCUCCAGGUUCUCCUCUCCACUUAGUCCAACACUCCCUAAAAACUCAUUGACCGGCGCCAGGCCAAUGAUUCGUGGUCAUGCUCCACCUGUUCCUCGGGUGCCCACUCCCACCAGACCCACCGCUUUCCAGAGUGCUGAUGGCCUUCAGCAGCUCACUGGCCAACCAAGCCGUGGUCCUUUUGUGCCAAGGAGGCAACCUCCAGCUAUCCCAAAUGUGAAAUAACAGCCCCUUCUGCUCAGAACUCCAUUACCCAUCCACCCCAGUGAUCCUUCCAGCUGCAGCUGACUGCUACCCAGAGACCCCCAUGACCUGUGUGAUGUGUAAUCCAUCUGAAGCAUUAUGCUGGGCUUCUUGCUGUCUCCUCUGGGAGCUGCCGUCUGCAAAAUUCACUCCGUCUCGAGCCUGUUUUGUACAUAAUAUCAUUGGCCAUAAAUGAUGGAAUGUGCUCGACUGUCUGCUGACUUUUCUCAAGUGCCUGGACUUUGUGUAAAUAAAAAUACCAUUUUUGAGCUAUUCUAAUAAAAGAGAUCACAUACGCACUAUUUUAACUGUUUUUGAAUAAACAGUUGUUUUAUUUUUGAA